AUGAAGUAUGCCGGAGGCGACGAGGAACCGGAGGCGCACAAGGCCAUCUACGCUGCCCUGGCAUUGCCAGUUCACUUGGCGGGCCCGCAGGACGAGGAGACCUUGGCACGGGCAGUGGCUGGGGACCUGCCUGAACGGUUGCGCGUGAAGGCGGCCGUGGCCUGGGCGCGCAUACUUCGAAGACCGGGACGAGACGCCACCCGCGCGGAGACCUUGGAGUAUGAGGUGGCGACUUCGAAGCUUCGAAGGAGCGCCUGGAUUAGCGAACCUUUUGCGGCUUUGGAGCUCUCGACCGCCGGGAGCUCGGACCAGGGUGAUUUCGAUGCCAUCGGGUCUUGGGGCAUCCUGUAG
Messenger RNA from Symbiodinium sp. CCMP2456, 351 nucleotides. NCBI's taxonomy places the organism in Eukaryota, Dinophyceae, Suessiales, Symbiodiniaceae. The record is from the annotation of a GenBank genome assembly.